AUGAAGCUUAAGGAUUUUAUUGACUUGCCUUUUACGUGUCAUCUUUUUAUAGGAAUCAUCAUCAGAGUAGCGUUGAUUGUGUAUGGAGAUAUACAUGAUAAGGUAUACGAUGUCCCAUACACAGACGUAGACUAUAAAGUGUUCACUGACGCGGCUAGACAUGUUGCCAAAGGACUUUCUCCAUACAAACGUCAUACAUACAGAUAUAGCCCUUUGAUAGCUUAUUUCUUAGUCCCUAAUAUAACAGUGGGCAAAAAUUGUGGAAAGUUACUCUUUUCUGUCUUUGAUAUCUUGGUCACUGUUGCUGUUAAAAGCUUGGUGGAAUAUCAGUUAGGAUCAAAGAAAAAGAGUACUAAGAAUAUACCGGUUUAUUGCGCGCUGUUUUGGCUUUACAAUCCUUUAAGUAUUGGAAUAUCUACUAGAGGCAAUGCAGAUUCAGUACCAUGUUUCUUUAUUAUUCUAUCAAUUCUUUUCUUACAAACUGACAUAGUCAAAUCCAAUUUUAAAUACGUUCUAUCUGGGAUUUUGCUGGGUAUUUCUAUACAUCUACGUUUGUACCCAUUGGCGUUCAGUUUUCCCAUGUAUUUGUCUUUAGGCGAAUAUAAAAUUAAUAGACGGACUAGUAUCAAAGAUGGGAUUAUAUCUCUUUUGCCUAAUGUGAAGCAAAUAACUUUGGCGACGAGUUGCGUUGUAACUCUUGUACUUCUAACUGUAGGAAUGUAUAGAUUAUAUGGCUAUGAAUUCUUAUUCGAAACAUACAUUUACCAUCUAUUUAGAAAAGAUACUCGUCAUAACUUCUCUGUACUUUUCUACUAUUCAUAUUUAACCAUGGAUCAGCUGGCUUUUGAUAUAGUAAAAGUACUUGCUCAAAUAUUCGAAUGUAUCAUAUUAUUUGUGGGUAGUUUAGCUUUUGGUACCAAUCCGAAAACGUUGCCUUUUGCUUUGUUUUUCCAGGCAGUUGUUCUGGUCGCAUAUAACAGUGUAAUGACGUCACAAUAUUUCAUUUGGUUUUUAUCUUUGCUGCCUUUGGUUGUGCACAAUUUUAGGCUGAAACCGGCCAAUGCGUUAUUUUUGACUUUUAUUUGGGUAUUUGCCCAAGCCGCUUGGUUGUUUUACGCGUAUUUACUUGAGUUCAAAUGUAGACAGGUUUUUAUACUGAUUUGGUUGAAGAGUGUUGUGUUUUUCUGUGCAAAUAUUUAUGUUUUGGGGCAACUUGUCAAGAGCUAUUCGCCUAGUUAUGCUUUUGGGGAAAUUUUGGCUUCGAAUGAAAAAGUAAAAUAAAGAAGCUAAUAUAAACCUUAUAUUGAUAACAGUGUACCAAGUCAAAAUAUAUUCGAUUUGACUAUUUAACAUCUUAUUGCAUUGUAAGAUAUAAAAUCACAAAUACAAUGCACAUUAUAACUGGUCGAUUGACAAGAGCUGCCACGAAUUGAAUGAAUGAUAAUAUGUUUCAAACUAACCAAUAAAAUGAUGACACAGCACAGAGUGACGGAAAGUUUCGUUCAUUCCAUUCGUUCCAGCUUUAGUGAAUCAACCUGUAUUUGACUCUUUUUUUUUUUAAUAAGUAGUUAGAGAGUGCAAUAAAACUAUGAUAGAAUAGAUGUUGUAGAUAUAGAAGUAAUGGAUUAAUAAAUAAAUAUUCAAAAAUGA
Messenger RNA from Leguminivora glycinivorella, 1650 nucleotides. It is a transcript of the gene PIG-M, whose product is annotated as GPI mannosyltransferase 1. NCBI's taxonomy places the organism in Eukaryota, Metazoa, Arthropoda, Insecta, Lepidoptera, Tortricidae. Gene Ontology annotation, biological process: GPI anchor biosynthetic process. The transcript has a single exon. Bases 1 to 1281 code for a protein of 426 amino acids. Gene Ontology annotation, cellular component: membrane; glycosylphosphatidylinositol-mannosyltransferase I complex. Gene Ontology annotation, molecular function: alpha-1,4-mannosyltransferase activity; GPI mannosyltransferase activity. The record is from RefSeq and is a predicted model, not a curated record.